AUGAGUGAGGCAAUGGUGGUGGAGGGGGGGCCGUGGGAGCUGAGGGCUCGGCUGCAGGAGACAGAGAGGCGGCUGCAAGAGAAGACAGCCCGCGUCUCAGAGCUGGAGAGAAACCUGGAGGAGAUGACUCAGUAUCUGCAGAACCUCAAGGCAAUUCUGCCCGCUGUACCCCUCGCUGCCACUGCCUCACCACCUGCCUUGGGCCCAUCACUUGCUGCCGUGCGUGGAGGGGCGGUGGGGGCAGGCGUGCAGGAGGGAGAGGUGGAGGGGCAGGGCAUGAUGGCACCAGAGGGCAGUGGAGGGGAGGGUAGCUGUGGCAGCACUCGCAGUAGAUGGUAG
This is a messenger RNA of Closterium sp. Naga37s-1, 339 nucleotides long. The record is from the annotation of a GenBank genome assembly. Lineage: Eukaryota; Viridiplantae; Streptophyta; Zygnematophyceae; Desmidiales; Closteriaceae.